CGCAACCAAGACUCCCGCAAAAGGGUUAGUAUGGCGUCAGACCGAUCCCCCUUUGUGGCUCCGCUUUGCACGCUGUUCAACGAGGUCAAUAGACGAUCCUUUCGGGCGGCUCUGUGGAGGCACAACGAAUUGUACGGGCUUUCGUUGGCUGCUUGCCAGGGGAGUGCCGAGCCCACAUGGGGUGACGGGCGAUGAUGACCUAAAAGCAAACAGUCCAUCGGUGCAAAUCAGGCAAUAAGCCCUGGGAAUCGGGUGUUGCGCGCCGGACCGAAGUGUCUUCAAGCUAGCCCAGGGUCUGUUUCAUUGUUCAUCCUAGAGACAGCC
Pyricularia oryzae 70-15 is the source of this 324-nucleotide messenger RNA. RefSeq lists its product as uncharacterized. The record is from RefSeq and is a predicted model, not a curated record. Bases 31 to 195 code for a protein of 54 amino acids. The transcript has a single exon. Lineage: Eukaryota; Fungi; Ascomycota; Sordariomycetes; Magnaporthales; Pyriculariaceae.